Molecule: messenger RNA, 3373 nt
Organism: Chiroxiphia lanceolata (lance-tailed manakin)
Lineage: Eukaryota; Metazoa; Chordata; Aves; Passeriformes; Pipridae
Gene: C1QTNF6
Product: C1q and TNF related 6
Exons: 3
Coding region: 181-957 (258 amino acids)
Molecular function (GO): protein binding
Source: RefSeq, a predicted model, not a curated record
GGAGAGGGGAGGGAGCUGGUCCAAGCCCGGAUUGCGCACCCAGCCAGCGCUGAGCAGUGCCUGUGCCAAGAGCCGGCUUCCUUAAAGCCAUGGGCCCGGGGGCCGGCCCCGCAGGCGGAGGGGAGCCGGCGAGCAGGGGCCGGAAAGCAGAGAGGGGAGCCCUCGGUCCCCGGGGUCACCAUGGACAUAAUUUACCUGCGCACAUCCCUGACCUUCCUUCUUCUCCCUCUUGUGUUUGGGGCACCCACUGAUGAACCCAAUCUCAAAGAACCAGCCCCUGGUGCUUGCAAGCGCUGUUGUGACCCACUGGACUCUUCCACAGAUGCCCGACCACUCCCUCCCAGCCACCACCACUUUCCCUACCCAAUGCCAGAGGUCCGUCCCUAUAUCAACAUCACCAUACUGAAGGGAGAGAAAGGAGACCGAGGAGAGCCUGGAAUGCCAGGGAAAUGGGGCAAAGAAGGACCACGAGGCGAGCGGGGUGCCCAGGGCCAGAAAGGCAGUAAAGGACAGAUGGGCACAGCGGGAGACCCCUGCAAGCAUCAGUACGCUGCAUUCUCCGUUGGUCGCAAGAAAGCUCUGCACAGCAGUGAGGGCUUCCAGGUCCUGAUCUUCGACACCGUCUUUGUCAACCUCUACAGCCACUUUGACAUGUUCAAUGGCAAAUUCUACUGCUCAGUGGGUGGACUUUACUACUUCAGCCUCAAUGUCCACACCUGGAACUUCAAGGAGACCUAUAUGCACAUCAUGCACAAUGAAGAAGAGGCAGUAAUCUUGUAUGCCCAACCCAGUGACCGCAGCAUCAUGCAAAGCCAGAGCCUCAUGCUAGAGCUUCAGGAAAAUGAUGAGAUCUGGGUGAGGCUCUACAAGCGGGAGCGGGAGAAUGCCAUUUACAGUGAUGAUGUUGAUGUGUACAUCACCUUUAGUGGGUACUUGGUCAAGCCUAGUCUUGAAUAACUGCCUCUCCUCUUCCUUGGGGCCUCUUUGGCCUUUUCCUUCUUCCUCUCUCUCUCUCUCUCUCUCUCUCUCUCUCUUCUGCCCAUAAACACUGCAAAUCACUUGGAAAUGGGCCUGUCGAGUCUCAGGCACUGAGUGUGAAACUUGCCACACCAGCUCCCACCUCAUGCCCUCUUGUAGCCAGACUUGUGUCUGUCCACUUACAUCGUGACACUGCCAUCUCUCACGCCUCACCUCCUAAACCAUCUUAGGUUAUUGGCUUCUUCCCAAUCUGCCAGCAAGUUGCCUCUGGAAUUUGCAGUCCCAGAGCAAGAAGAAAGCUAAAAUGCUGCUGCUGGGGAUGUGUCCCUCUUUGGGGCUUCAUUCACAAAGGACUCCUGUAGAAAGGCCUAGAAAGUCCCCACUACCCAUGUACAUCUUGACUCCUCUCUUUCCCAACUAGACAUAUCAGUUUUGCAGCCUGAAACAUGGUCUUAAUGUCACCUCUGACACCUGUAGUCCGGAAAGCAGACUGGGGUCUGAUGGUCUCCUGUAGCACAAGAAAGUUGUAGAACCGGUAAGAGGAUAGUGUCUUUCCAAAAAGGGAACUGUUGGCCUUCUGUGUCACUGGCUAUCCUUAGACACCCUUCUGUGUCACAGAGUCCAGGUUGGUUGUCAAAUCUAGGCCUGAUGGGAUUGUCCUUCUCUGUGCCAGCUCUAGCUCUUUGAAGAGAUAAAGGGCCAGACACUUGGCCAGACCCUUCAUGCACAUCUGCUGUUGAAUCAGUAGAGCCCACCAUUCCGUUACCACUACAGAUCACAAGUAAAGAAGGAGAGAGAAAGAGAGAGAAAAAGAGAGAGAGACAACUCUCGAAAACCUCCCUCCCACACCUCCCCUGGUGUGCUACUCGGUCUUGGCUCCCCGGCUGUGGAAAGCUAGUCUAGAUAGUGAACUCGAAUCUGCUCUCUUCUUUGGCAGAGGUGCCAUUUUGUUGUCCUCCUGAAGGUGGUUCUCCCACACUGGUAUUCAAGGACUGCUGUUUCAGGACCUGAGCUUGAGACUGGAGGGGCAAUUGCAAUUAAGUCAAUUCCAAACCUGGAUAGGCUCCCACCUCUUUGCCUCUGUGAUGGAAAAGAGAUAGAGGUGAGACUACAGCACCUCAUCCCAGGGUUAAAAGCUUCCCUGCCUUACACUCUGUGCCCUUUUCUGGCAAUCUCAUCAGAGCAACUUAGAAAAGCAUGUGACUAAAACAAACCCUCGCUCUUCUUGUCAGGUUGGAGAUGUUGCAGUGAGAAAGGAAUGUCAGUGGUUGGGUUUUCUAUUACUAUUUAUACUCGUCUCACACUGCUCUCACUUGCAUCCCUCUGUGGGAUAUGCUACAGUCUUGUUGGGAGCAGGUGAGGCUGGCUCAGCACUUUAGGAAACCUACUUCCACAUGUUGUAAUGCUUCCAUAAACUCCCAAGAGUUGUCUCUUUUUUGAGUAUCAGGGCAGGACAAGCAGGAGAAACUGUAUUUCUCUUCUGCCCAUCACUGCUAAUGAAAUCUUCUGAUUUACCUAGCUUCUACAGUCUCUUGAUUAACCACGAUCUUUGCCUAUAGCACCUGGGACUACCAGAGCUCUCCCAUAGGAGAUGUGCACCAUUAUACAGGACUAGGUCUGGUACACUCAGCUGGAGAUGGCAAAGCAACAGGGACCCAGGCCAAAUAUUAAAAAUGAACUUGAGAAAAUUGCAGGACAUUUUCUCUCUUGUCCUGUUUACUUACCCUCCCUUCUUUGCUAAGGAAGCUGUACAGACUGUAACGAGCUUCAGGAACUUUCUGCUAUGGAUCCUACCCACCACUGUCAUUGAGGCAAUGGGUAUAAAAACAAGGUUUCUCUGAGGCAAACCUGUUUUUUUCACAGAGAAACAUUGAUGAUGGGAUCAUGGGAACUAAGGGAGACUAUGAGUUUCUUUCCCUCCCUUAGCAGGUCAAGUGUGUGAAAUUGCUCAGAGAGAGGAUUUCAGACAGCACAGAGGAAGCAGCGUGCUGGCAGUGAUGCUCAGGACCAAAUUUCUUUCUCUCUUCCUCAACAGGCUGCAAAUGAGAUAUUGUCUCUUUACAGUGUAUUGAGCCUCACACCUCCCUGAAGCGAAGAAAGUCUCUCUAACACUGAAUAUCUCCAGAAACAAGCUUCAUUCUUCCUCCUUUUUCUAUUUAGUGAUUGAAUGCUGGUAACAGGUCUCAUGUGCUACCCAUGAGCAGCCAGAUGGUGCCUGAUGCACAUGAGAGAGGAGGGCAAGGGGACCAAAGGGUGUGUUUAACAGGCUUCUUGGUGCUAAAUAAGACAACAUUCCCUUGGUGCUAAAUCAGAUUUCAGGAGUAUUGGGUGCUUUCUGGAAGGUGUAGGCUGAGUUGUGAUGUACUCUGGAAUUAAUGGUGCUUUAUAUUACAAA